This is a messenger RNA of Agrilus planipennis (emerald ash borer), 6226 nucleotides long. RefSeq names its product rho GTPase-activating protein 6 (gene RhoGAP102A). Gene Ontology annotation, biological process: signal transduction. Lineage: Eukaryota; Metazoa; Arthropoda; Insecta; Coleoptera; Buprestidae. The record is from RefSeq and is a predicted model, not a curated record. The transcript has 12 exons. The coding region runs from base 1585 to 5973 and encodes 1462 amino acids.
CAACUGGCAUCAGUAUCGUCGUGUGGUCAGUAAAGUGGACGCUACAUCGCUUGCCAUUGCUUGCUUUUUAACAGAACGUGUUGUUCGACGCGUCCGUCCGACCCUUUGCGUCCGUCCGUGACGUUGUCGUCGUGUGAAACACAUCCGAUCUAGUAGACAAUUAGCGGGUUUUGACGAGUAACUAAUACGCGAUCGAAUGCCACUCGGAACCGAUUUACCACUCACCAUCGAUCAAUAGAGUAAAACAUAGAGUACCAUCCGAUGACAGUCAACCGGUACCAUUGACUACCACCGUUGUACCGAACAGCAUCUGAUAUAUGCAGUCAAAUAAAUGAAGGCAUGAUAUGGUAAAAGUUUAUUAACAGCAACAGAACUUUUUCUGGUGCAGUGACGUCUUUUAAUUAUGAAUAAAGUGCUAGGAAGAUGACAAACACCAAAUAAGUGCACAAAUUAACAUAUGACGAAAAAUAUAUGAAGACUGAAGAAUUGACCACAAUCAAAUGAAAAACUGGGUGAAACAGAAUUAUCCUAAAAUAUCUCAGCGGCAGUAAAAAUUCUAUUUUUCAAGGGUGGCCAAAAUUGUGUUUUCACAUUAACACAUCGAAAAUUUUCAAAGCAUAACAGUCAAGAGCAAACUGGCAAAAUAUUGCUCUUGAUAUCAAUCGAGAAUACUUCACCACUUCAACGAAUCUUGAGUAGUAGAACGAUAUUUAUAUAUUUCUCAAGAAGUUUUAAAAAACUGAAUCCAAUAAUAAGUAUAAUCAACAAGAAACAAAUAGACAAUGUACGAUCUGCAGGUUUAUUGUGUUGAAUCGACAGGUUUAAAGAAAGAGUGCGAUCCAAAUGGUUAAACUGGUCAGGUAAACCGUAUUACACACACCUACGCUGUUGAUCCAUCGAAAUGCACAUCUUAUUGUUUUCAUUUAAUUUUAAUCGAAAGAAGAACACUCAUUAACUGCUCAAACAAAUAAUUUUCAAUAAAAAACUAAAGUAUAUUUUUGGAUAACGUGCACCAUUAAUAAACGUGCUAUUUCUGAUACGAAAUCGCUUGGUUUCAUGCAGUUUGAAAGUCGCCGAGAGUAACAAAACAGCAGGGCAAACAAGCAUCCAAAAAUAUUUUGAAUGUUUGUUUUCUAACCACCCAAUCUUAGCAACGUUUUAUUAUCCAACAACAAUUGAAUGAUUCAAACAAUUGCUCGGUAUUUAUUGGCUAGAAGUACUCGAAUCUGGAUGGCAGGCAAUUAAGAGUGUUAAUUAUUAUAACUAUUACAGUUUAUGGGUAAUACGACGAGAAAUAUUUCCUCUAUUUGUGUUGCUGGAGAAGUUUUCGGUAAUUCAUUCAAAAUAGAAACGCUGACUGUGGUCACAACAAGUGAUGCACGUAUCUCGCGUCUUUUCAAAAAAAGAUGUUAUAUAGAACAGCAGAGUGCUUGCACUUGGCCUACGUCCAAUUCUGAUACGGGGCUAAAAUAAUUAAGAAACAGGUGACACAGUUACAAUCUCAACGAAAUAGUAAUACUGAAAUGCCAGUCGCAGCAUAGUUGGCUUAACCAGUUGAUUUUUGUAAAAAUAGAAAUUGAAAGCAUGGCCGAGCAGUCUUCCUCGAGAUCUCGGAGAAAGAGCCACCUUUCGAGGAAUUCUUCGCUGGACAGUCCAGACGAUUCCAUAAGUGCAGCCAUGCUCAAGUCAGUGAAAGAGAAAAAACCUAAAAAGAAAGAACGAUGGCUGCUAACUCGGAAAACGUGGAGGUACAUGGCAGACGCUGGAAGAAAGCUCAUACCUGAUGGAUCACAUAAUCGAGUAGAAGAUAUACCAAAAAUAGAAGCUCAUUUCCAAGAAUUAUGUCGACGAGAACCGGGAUUCUUGCUCUGGAGAAAAAAUUCAUAUCCAGGUGCCUUUAGUAGAAAAUCAUACAGAAAGAGAAAGGAUAGACUCAAAGGAGGCUAUAGAAAAUCUAUUUCGACGGAUGACUUCGGUAGAUCCGUCGAAAGACCCAAAGAUCUUCCACUUUUCGCCACAUCCGGCGGAAGAACUGAUAUGUAUAAACUGAAUCAGCAACUGACAAAAUCGAAAAGCGCUUGGGAACUUUCUGACGAACCUUUAGAGCAACAACUUAUUGAAAUGCUAGAGAAAUACCUUUACGUGUCUGGACAAUCUCAUAUCGGGCAAAACACGUCUAGUUCGCUCACUAGUUUAGAUUAUCAGCAAUUGAUGGAAAAACUGCAGACUCACUUAGGCACAGUGAGUAAGAGCAUAUCCCAACCCUACAUAACCACUACCAGAAGGGAAGGUGUACAUUUUGAAGGAGAUCAUAUUACCAAAUCAUUGACAGAAACAUUAAGUAGGUACUUCAGUCAAUCUCCGAAACGGGAUAAAGUCAUAUCUGAUUUUCUUACCGACAGAAAAGCUCUUGAAAAGCUUUACUUCGAACUGCGUCAAGCCAAAGGGUUUAGAAGUAAUCGCACUGGUUUCUACACCGGAACCAAGCCUCACGUGAACAAAUGGUAUCCUUGGAAGUCAUCUUGGAAGUCACCGCCAUCGUCACUUCCGACUUCGCCUAGAGGACGUGAAGUAACUUUCGAGGAGCCGAAAAUAAGUUACAGAAAUUCAAGAGCUCAAACUGAAAAGUUGUCCGAUGAACAACUAUUUCAAAUCGAACAAGAGUACAAAAGAGAAUUAGCAGAAAGAGAAGAACAAGAAAAAAAAGAAAUGAAGGAAUAUAAGCCGCCGGCGGCUAGAAGAAGGAGCAGUGUUGAUAACGAUGAUGUUUCGCAAUCGGUUAGCGAUACUAUCAAGCGAUAUUUGCGGAUGGCACGUAAAAAAAGUGUCGAUGCGGAUAAAAAUGAUCGGUUUAAGCGGAUAAACUACGAUCGCAAUCUGAGAAACAUAAAAGCGAAAGGUGAAAUUACUAAACCGGGUGAUGACGAUGGGUUAAAUAAGGGCUGUCAAACGAACGAAGAUUGGAUCAUGACGUACCGCGAUUUAGAAUUUGACGAACCGGAACCGGAUACGUUUUCUGACCCAGAUAGUUGCUUUACAAGUUCGCGGAACAGUAUAGACAUCGGUAACUCGGAAUCGACACAUUCCGGCUUCUUAACUAAUUUAUCAAAUCUAAUUUAUGGAAAGUCUAACGAUAAAUCGUUAUCAUCUUCCGCAGCUAACAAUACAGCAGCCAUGCAGAAGUCGAAAUCGUCUUCGAGCGUUGUGCACCAUGGCAGUCGACUGGUCGCCAAGAAAAUCUUUAGGUCGAGGUCGAAGAGUCAAACUAGAGCGUCCACAGCACACCUGACCUGGACUCCACAGGGCAACUGCACGUGGAACAACGUGACGGGUCGUCAGGUGUUGCUAAACGACACGACACUUUUGCAGCUUAGCGAAGUGGAACGGCGUGUCCUGCGACAGGUGGCGCUCGCCAAACUUCAAGCUCUCAACCUUGGGGUCAACAUCAAAAUACCAACUGAUUCCACGUCCAGUCCGACUUCACAUAAACCCAAGAGAAGGGCGUAUUUGUUGAAAAGAAAGGCGCUUACGACGGGUUUCUUCGAGGGUAGUAAAAAAGAAGGGGAAAAAGAAAAGGAGGGUAGUACCAGUUCUGGAGGUUUAGUUUUUGGCAUUCCGUUAUCUCAGUGCGUCGAGAACGACCGUCUCACGAAGGCGGCGGCAAGAACUAGUCCCCUGAGACAAAGAGGAGAAUCUACGCUAACGAGACAAGGCAGUCGGGGUAGUUUUAGCUCUCUUAACGAAGCCCCUAAAGACGAGAACGGUUCCUGUGAUAGCCUGAUGAUAAAAGAGAAAGAACUGACGGGUAGUGUGCCUGGCCUUCUAGAUUCGAUAUCUAAUUACGGAUCAACGGCUGAUUUAAAUGCAGCAGUACAAUCGGAAGAACCUGCCGUUCCCAAUAUAUUGAACGUAUGUCUUAGGCAUCUUCAAAUUAAUGGACUUCAUACGCUUGGUAUUUUUCGAGUUAGUACAUCGAAGAAGAGAGUUCGACAGCUACGUGAGGAUUUCGACUGUGGUCGAGAAACAACUCUAGAUGAGGAACAAUGUCCUCAUGACGUAGCAACGUUGUUGAAAGAGUACCUGAGAGAUCUUCCAGAUCCACUUCUUUGCAGGGACCUUUACCACGUGUUUGUCCAAACACAAAGAAUACGAAACAGAAGACUGCAAUUCGAAGCACUCCAACACCUUAUCCAACUACUUCCCACGCCCAACAGAGACACCCUUUGGGCGUUAUUAAUUUUCCUUGCAGAUGUAGCUAGACAUUCAAACGACCAAACUGACCCUUCCGGUGAAAGCAUUCAAGGGAAUAAGAUGGAUUCCAACAAUCUAGCUACUGUCUUUGCACCUAAUAUCCUGCACUGUAACAAACCAGGAGCUAAAGACGUGGAAAAACCUGAAGAUCGAAUUGAUGUCAUCAACGUGGUUCGAACGUUGAUCGACUACAACGAAAAAUUGUUCACUAUUUCAGCGGAGCUUCUGGAUGAGGUCUACGUCCACAUGAUGGAUUCCCAUCCUGAAAUUUUAGAAUCUCUUCUGAACAGGAGGAUAAACAUUAAUGCAGCUUCAGAUGAUUAUGCGGACGACGUAGACAGCGAGAGCAAUUCUGCGCCUUUGACACCAACCGUGCCGUCUUCACACAUGUCAAUCGAACACGUUCUCAUGAAUGAUUCAGAUGGAUUCAACACACCACCUGAAUCACGAAGGACGUGGUCUCGAGAAGAAUUUUUGCACGAAAUGGCAGCAACCGGCGGCCCUAAUAUGGGAAUGAGGAUAAGGCACAAGGAGAAGGACCGACUACGCGACAAAUCAACAAAGAAGAAACAACGUGAAGAUGGUAUAACGGUAAUUUCUCGGAUGCAUAGUCACGACUCCUCGACAACUAGUAAAAAUCGUUCGUCUUCGAUGGAUAGCAGCAGUUCACAGUACGACAACUUGGACAGUUCACGAACUCAAAAUGACUCCAGUAGAAAAGAAUCUUACGCCUCUGAAGCGGAUGGCGUUAUCAGAGCUAGUUUAACUAUUCCUGUUCAGCAAGGUAAUCAACCUUUGUCCCUUAGUCUUGAUCAUACCGACAUUCCUUAUAUUGAAGACAGUGCGGGCUGGGGUUAUAAUUCCGAAGGACCGCGUCAAAUGCACCCGUUGAGAAGGGCUACGGAUUUGACGAGAAAUCGACAAGGUUCUGUAGGAAGUGAUUCUUCUGUAGGAUCGCAAAUACAGGUCAUCAACAACAGAGUGGUUCAGGGGUAUGAUUCGGCUUUGGGGUCUUCUGUUACUAUUAGUAGCCCGCCCCACUAUACCACCCCUUCUUCGGUAGGAAGCAGUAUUGCUGAAGCAGGAUUUCACAGUUCACCUCCUUCCUGGGCCUCAUCACCCCCUACAUCUCCAGACUACUCGUCAAUAGCAGUAAAUUACAUACCCGAAGAGGUUCAAUCAAAAAUCACCCUAAAAUCGACACCAACUCCAAAGUCGACUCCUAAAGCACAGAAAAUUUCAAUUGCAACGAUACCAGAACCGCGAUACGUUAAAAUCAUUAAAGAACCAAUACCACUUCAACCGACCACAGCAGACAUCCAGAAAAGUUUUAGUGCAGCGUCAAUAACUCGAAAUCUAAGUGGUAUAUCAGGACCACAGGAGAGAGAACAAAAAUUCACUACAAGCAUUUCUAGCAUCGGCAACGCAGUCUUGAAAUCAAGAACUGCCGAUUUCGAAAGAAUAGCAAAAGUAGAAGCUAAAACAUCCAAACCUGUUAGUACCACUACUACCACCACUACUGCCAAUUCAGACAAGAAAAAAUAUACCAAAAGACGGUAUACGGACUCCAGACAUCCUACCAAACAUAUACCGGAUGCGGAAACAUUGGAAAGCGCCACUACGAAAAGUGUCUCGAAAGCAAGUGAUUCAGUAAAAAGUUCAACCCAAGCGACACCUGUGUACAAAAGACGCGAACUUAUUUCAAGUGUGCAAACGAAAUGAAAGACAAAAUUGAGACUGUAUAAGAAAUUGUUAGAUUAAUUUCUAGAUGACAUACGAAUAUUGUGUUUCAAUUUUGAAGUGCUGAAAAAGCAAAUUGUAAAUAUCAGACCGGUUAAGUGUUAAUUUAUUGAUAUUGAAUUUGUUUAAUACCAAAGUGUACUUACUAAUUAUGUUUAGAGCUCUUUUUUCGAAUGUUAGCUUGUAAGGUAAUUUAUUUUGAAUGUACAGCAACAAUAAAAAUGUUACCAAAGUU